Prorocentrum cordatum is the source of this 342-nucleotide messenger RNA. Lineage: Eukaryota; Dinophyceae; Prorocentrales; Prorocentraceae. The record is from the annotation of a GenBank genome assembly.
AUGUGGGGCGUGCGGGAGGCGAAGGCGUUGCCCAACGUCUGUAGCUACAACACUGAGACCAGCGCGUGCGAUGUGCAUUCGUGGCCGAGGAAGGGGUCCGACGGGACCGCGACGACCAGGUACAUCGUGAAGUUCGGGAGCAACGACAUCGCUCCGCUCACGGCCGACCGUGACCUGUGGCGGCCUGGAUGGCAAGCCGGCGGUGAGGAGCUUGCCCCUCCUCUGCCCUCGGCCGCCGAGGUAGCGGAGGGCCGCCAGUGGCUGCGCUCCAGCUUCGGCCCCAAUUCUCCCUGGGCCAGGUGGGCGAGCCGUGAGCGGCGGCGCCAGAGGUUCAAGGGCUGA